Solenopsis invicta (red fire ant) is the source of this 1086-nucleotide messenger RNA. RefSeq lists its product as uncharacterized. The coding region runs from base 1 to 1086 and encodes 361 amino acids. The transcript has 4 exons. The record is from RefSeq and is a predicted model, not a curated record. Gene Ontology annotation, biological process: sensory perception of taste. Lineage: Eukaryota; Metazoa; Arthropoda; Insecta; Hymenoptera; Formicidae. Gene Ontology annotation, cellular component: dendrite; neuronal cell body; axon.
AUGGAGGAGAAGGACCAUGUACAAGUGAAAGACAACUCGUCAAUAGAGAGCAUUUUACGUCCAAUAGUGUACACCUCCUGGCUCCUGGGUGUCGGUGCAGCACAUCCACGAAAUUCUCCCAAAGCUAUGACGAAAAUCAUACCCUAUUAUUACAUUUAUCACGGAAUCAAGCAGUACAAGAAGUGGCCUGAACUGAUGAACAGAUUUAUAGAACUCGAUCAAAAGAUCAGGGAAGAAAUAUCUACGAAUGACCGGUCCAUAAAAAUUAUUGAAGCGCUAGCCAUUUUCACGACGUUCAUUUUCUGUCCUGUAAUGCCGAUUCUUCAAGCUGUGUAUUACUUAUAUUAUUCAGUAGAAACAAAAGAAUCGCUGUUUUACUACAUAUUAUUAGGGCAGUUGAUGAUUAACAGCUUCGUUUUCGUGGUUAUUGUCUAUGUAUUAUAUUGCAGAUUUCAAACAAUAAAUAAAUUGAUUGGUCAGUUGGAUAAGUUAUCCGAUGUGCAAUGGAUCGCGUUCAAGAUUAGACGCAUUCGAGAAUUACAUACUGGUAUUUGUGAUGUCGCCAGCAUGGUAAACGACAUUUACGGUCUUAAUCUCCUUUUUUGUUCGGGGAAUUGCUUCACCAUGGCUAUAGCCUCAAUAUUCUAUCUUUUUAAUGAACCGAAAAUUGGCCACUGGUUAAUACCGAUACUUUAUUUCUUGUGCAUUGUAUAUACCAUGCAAUUCUGCCUGAUUUGUUGGAUUUGCACACUCGCGAGUCAAGAAUCCUAUAGGACCGGCAGAAUUAUGCACAAAGUUAUGUUGAAUUAUCAACCUGAGAAUUUUGAUAAGAACGAGGCGAGUUAUCAAUCGAGUCUAGAUAUGCGAUCUGCACUAGAUGAUUGGACCAGCGAGCUGAAUUCUUAUUAUAGCAGCAGUUCCCAUUCAUAUGUCGUGGAAAAUUUUUUGCGCAGAAAUCUGGACCGAGAGUGUAUCACAAAAGAGGUCAAUGAUUUUUCGACUCAACUGCAGCAGAAUCGAGUAUUAUUUACGGCCUACAAUUUCUUUGAAAUAAACAAUACUUCAUUCGGUUGUCACCAAUUGUAA